Messenger RNA from Plodia interpunctella (Indianmeal moth), 1275 nucleotides. RefSeq lists its product as uncharacterized. Bases 1 to 1254 code for a protein of 417 amino acids. Gene Ontology annotation, cellular component: ubiquitin ligase complex; cytosol; nucleus. The record is from RefSeq and is a predicted model, not a curated record. NCBI's taxonomy places the organism in Eukaryota, Metazoa, Arthropoda, Insecta, Lepidoptera, Pyralidae. The transcript has a single exon. Gene Ontology annotation, biological process: protein monoubiquitination; proteasome-mediated ubiquitin-dependent protein catabolic process; protein polyubiquitination. Gene Ontology annotation, molecular function: ubiquitin conjugating enzyme binding; ubiquitin protein ligase activity; cyclin binding.
AUGUUGAUCAAAAGUAUUUUUAUGGAACUACGCGCUAGGCUAAGGAGUUGCAACGUUUAUAUCACCACUGGGGUGGAUUUUAACAAGAAUUGUAACUUGAAAAUUAGUAUACAAUCAAACUGUAUCGUCAUCAACUAUUAUGAUGAUGGAAAACUGAAGAGACGAGACAGUCUUUCGUCAAUCGAAAGUCUCUCUGAUUGUUAUUCAGAAGACGAGUCCGAUGUGACCUCUGUUAUACCAGUAGAAGAAUUCUGCCAUAUCAUACCAAAUUCCAUGUCUUGUCUCAAAAUCGAAAAGAAUACUAUAUCAUUCAGGAUAUUGACAGAAUCUAAAAAUGGUGGCAAUUUCUACAAUGAACUCCUAAAAUCCAACACAAAUGUGAAUCAUAACAAGAAUGAUAAUGAAUUUAAAGUCAAUAUAAAAGUAGAUGAUGAUCUUAAAAUUGUUUGUUCAAAUUGUUUGAAUGUGAUUUCGAAAGACUUCAUAAAAUUCGAAAGAAUCCUGGAGCUUCCUACUGCUAAUUUGGAUAUGAGUGAGUGGUUCUGUCACGGCCACGGACAUGGCCAUGGGCACGAAACUAAAUUUGAGCCCACUUUAAAAUCCAACAAAAAUGAUUUUCUUUAUCGAUUGACAUAUUUCAUGGUGAACAACACUGUUCUAUCUGAAAAAACGAAUAAAUUUAAUGCCAAGAGAGAAAUCUAUCAUUGCAAUAGAUGUUUGGCCUGGCUGGGGCUGAAGGACAAGACAGAUGUCAAGUUAUUCAACUCUGAAGUCAAAGUAACUCAAGAUAACAUAGAAAAGUCUGCUCUCACUCAUAAAAAUAUACUAAAUGAUAUACAGACAGAUGAUUUCAUAUUUACAAUAGAGAAAUUAAUACAGGAAUUCAACUUGGGCCUUCAAUACACAGUGAUGUGUAAAAUUAUACUGGAAUGUUUAGUAGCAACAAAUAAAAAGCAAUAUUUGUUGAUUUGGGUGAUGGAUAAGGAGCUUCAAGUGCUGAAAAACUCAGGGGAACACAUUGGAAGUGAUAACAUUAGGUUGCAAUCAAGUUUUGUAACAAAAAUUUUAUUUAAGAUUGAGUUUUCGUUGAACGAUGAGGUGGAGUCUUGGAUUGCAGACCCUGCUGUUGUCUCCACGGAUGUGUCAAAGGGCAUGUUCUGCCGCGGAGUGGAACAUCUGCAGAACAUGUCGUUGAAGGUUCCAGAGAUGUUCCGAAACACAAACGGUUUCUGUGUAAGCUAUUUAAAGGUUUAAAUAAAUAAACUGCAAUGGGAA